AUGACAACCUGGUUCUCGUUGGAUGAAAUCACUCAGGGAAUUGAUGGUUGUCUUGUUCGAAUGAUGACGUGCAUGUCGUCGACCGGAAUUCAAACCGUCGUUUCAUUCAACGACGACACAUCGGGCACAGUCUCCGGAAUGGGAAACGUUUCAAUCGACUUGAACUGCAACGAUGACUCCGAGUGGACAUACAUGAGAAACGGAGUCACCGAAGUGAUCACCACAAUUUCAUGUCUCACUGCU
Messenger RNA from Mesorhabditis belari, 243 nucleotides. NCBI's taxonomy places the organism in Eukaryota, Metazoa, Nematoda, Chromadorea, Rhabditida, Rhabditidae. The record is from the annotation of a GenBank genome assembly.